Molecule: messenger RNA, 3029 nt
Organism: Oryzias latipes (Japanese medaka)
Lineage: Eukaryota; Metazoa; Chordata; Actinopteri; Beloniformes; Adrianichthyidae
Gene: alpl
Product: alkaline phosphatase, biomineralization associated
Biological process (GO): dephosphorylation
Cellular component (GO): plasma membrane
Molecular function (GO): alkaline phosphatase activity
Source: RefSeq, a predicted model, not a curated record
UUUCUGUUUUUGUUUGUUUGUUUGUCUGGGGGUAAUGUGCACCUUGUCCUGUAGGAGGAGCCCCCGCUCCGCCUCCAGCAGCAGCGCAUCGUAAUUUUUAACGAGCCCCCUUUUCUUUUUUUCUUUUUUUCCUGCUUUCCUCCCUCGUGGGAGUCAAACUGCUAUUCCCAGAUUCAGGAGCCGGACUGGAGCCGCUGCGGCCGGAGAAGAGGACGCUGAAAGCUGCUGCAGGGAUCCGGAUUCCGGGGAGAAGAGGAGAAGGCGACGCCGGCGCGCGCGUGGAGGACGCACGUUUGCGUCAGGAAAAGAGCGCUGCAGCGCCACGCCGCAGGGCACGGACUCAGACGUUUUGAGGUGACCUCUUCUGGCUGUCUGGAGCUGCGUGAACGGCGACACGAUGCUGUCGGCUCUGCUCAUCAUCUGCUCCUGUCUCAGUGUGAGGAGUUCAGGGAAGCCGAUGUUUCCUGAAAAUGAGAAAAGUCCGGCUUUCUGGAACAACGGGGCUCAGAAGACCCUGAAGGAGGCUCUGAGCACGCAGGAGCUGAACAAGAACAAAGCAAAGAACCUCAUCCUUUUCCUCGGGGACGGGAUGGGCGUUCCCACGGUGACCGCUGCUCGGAUCCUGAAGGGUCAGCUGAACGGACAGAGCGGAGAAGAGUACCAGCUGGAGAUGGACAAGUUCCCGUUUGUGUCAUUGUCCAAGACAUACAACACAGACGCACAGGUACCCGACAGCGCGGGAACGGCCACAGCUUACCUGUGUGGGGUAAAAGCCAACGAGGGCACGGUGGGUGUGAGCGCCGCCGCCGUCCGGUCUCAGUGCAACACCACGAAGGGCAACGAAGUCACCUCCAUCCUAAAAUGGGCCAAAGAUGCAGGAAAGUCUGUGGGAAUAGUGACGACAACACGUAUUAACCACGCAACUCCGAGCGCUGCCUACGCUCACAGCGUCGACAGGGACUGGUACUCCGACAACGAGAUGCCUAGUGAAGCUCUGCAGGCCGGCUGCAAGGACAUCGCCAGACAGCUCUUUGAAAACAUCCCAAACAUUGAUGUGAUCAUGGGGGGAGGAAGGAAAUAUAUGUUCCCCAAAAACAUGUCGGAUGUAGAUUAUCCUGGUGUGGCGAAGUACAAUGGCGUACGAAACGACGGGAGGAACUUAGUGCAGGAGUGGAUUGACAGGAUGAAAGACCAGGGAGGCCAUUAUGUGUGGAACAAGCAACAGCUUCUCUCCCUGAAUCCUAAGAAGACUAGUUACUUACUGGGUCUUUUUGGACCUGUGGAUCUGCCUUAUGACUUGGAGAGGAAUGCCGACUCAGAUCCUUCGUUGACACAGAUGGUAGAAGUUGCCAUCAAGGUACUUCAGAACAAUCCCAAGGGGUUUUACCUGCUCGUAGAAGGCGGACGCAUUGACCAUGGACACCACGAGGGCAAAGCCAAGCAGGCUCUUUAUGAGGCGGUGGAAAUGGACCGGGCUAUUGGCCGUGCCGACCUCCUGACCUCCGCCCAAGAUACACUGACGGUGGUCACCGCUGACCAUUCCCACGUGUUUACCUUUGGAGGCUACACCAGAAGAGGAAAUACGAUAUUUGGUCUUGCCCCCAUGGUCAGUGAUGUGGAUCAUAAGCCUUUCACGUCCAUCUUGUAUGGGAACGGACCCGGUUACAAACUUGUGGGCGGUGCAAGAGAGAACGUUUCCACCGUUGACUUUGCGGAAAACAACUACAAGGCCCAAUCCGCCGUCCCUUUGACCUCCGAGACUCAUGGGGGGGAGGACGUGGCUGUGUUUGCUAAGGGGCCGCUGGCUCACCUGCUGCAUGGAGUCCAUGAGCAGAACUUCAUCCCACACGUGAUGGCGUACGCAGCUUGUAUCGGGCAGAACCGGGGGCACUGUCCGUCCGGGGGGACGGCAGCCUUGAGGCCCGUUUUCUCCAGCAUGGCCGCCGUUCUGACAGUAACCCUGCUUCUAUGCUGACCUUUAUUCUGAUGGUUGAAACACUUAUAGCGUGACUGUAGCUGUCUCACAAAAGCAACAAGCCAUACGGCCUAGAGGGUAGAGGUUUUUAAAUAAACAAUCCACAUUAUUUAAAAUGAUUUUUUUAACUAAAUAUGCAAUUGCUACAAGCCAACAUUUUUUUUAUAGUUAUUCAGAAAAUUCAGAUUUCCAAAUUUCUUAUGCAACAAUGAGGAAAUGUGAUUCUUUCAUGGCUUUCUGACGAAGGUCAGAAAUGUUUUCUAUUUUCAUUCUAUUUUGUUCGUUUUUAUUUAACUUAUCAGACAUUUCAAUCACCAGACAAAAAGAAAACCUGUGACAUUUAACCACAAUGACAUUUUGGAUGAUUUUAAAGCCACACCUGAGGCAAAUGUUGACCGACUGAGGAAACGGUUUUUACUACCUGUGGUCCAUUUCAGCUGCUCGAGUCGCAAAAGAUCCGUCUUCAAAAACCCCAAAUGAGGAAAGAAGAAGAAUGAAGACAGACAUGUGUGACACCCCCACUUUUGUUGUGCUUUUUAUUUAAAUGGCUUGUUGGAUGAAGGUUUUCUUUCCGUGGUAAAUGACACACAAAGAUCCAAAAACACAAUGAGGCCACACUCCGCCACAGCAAAUUCUGCACCACGGUUCAACAUGGUUAUCUUAAACUAGCAAUAGCCAACCCCCCCAAACCAGAUUCAUCUUGAUAUUUUAGACUUGCACGCAAAAAAACAUCUAUGCAGAAAGCACUCGUUUAAAAAAUGUUGUUUCAGGUAAUUUGCUGUGAAAAUUUUCUUUGCUUAAAAAGAGAUCAUAAAAUAUUUGAAGCUUCAAAAGUUCCGUUUUUGUUUUUAAAUCUACCUCACAGUCAUCCUCACAGGGAUCUGUCUUUUCUAAAGACAGUCUGUCACAAAAUUGACUGAUGGGUUACAUAAAAACUAGUUUUUGUUUUGACCUUUUUCGUACCCAAAGUAGAUGUUAAAGCCUGAUGUUUUACCCACAAAUUAAUGUUGUUAUGUCCUGUAACCAAUAAAUGACAGUUUUCUGAUUGUCCACA